Cuscuta epithymum is the source of this 3004-nucleotide messenger RNA. The record is from the annotation of a GenBank genome assembly. Lineage: Eukaryota; Viridiplantae; Streptophyta; Magnoliopsida; Solanales; Convolvulaceae.
UUACAGCAUAUUCUUUCAUUUGAGUUUCUUGGGCUGGCGGCAACCAUGAAAAACGAUCAACCCAAGUUUCUUCCCCUGCGAAAGUGAAAAGGCUUUUAAUUUCUUCUUCCCCUGCGAAAGUGAAAAGGCUCUUUUCAUUACUAAGGUACAAAUAUGAGUUGGAGUUUAAGAACCGAUGGAAUUAAAGAGAAGAAGGUAUAUGGUGAUAAUUCUGACUAUUUCACAAUUGAAAUGGUCUGUGGAGGUCAUCCUGCCACUGUUAACGGCCAAUUCGAGCAUGGAUGUCUUAGAGUUAAUUAUUUUGAUUUCUGUGAAAUGGAUAAGAUGUCAUAUAUGGAGUUGGUGGCCAUGGCAAAGGAAAUUCAGCAUACCGGACUAGUUUGUUUUUAUUGGAAACGUUAUACCCCCAAUGUAGAAGAGUCUCCUUUUUUAUUAAUAGUCGGUGAUGAAGAUGUUUUAGAAAUGUGUAGAAAUCGACCACCUGACAGGCAAGUCACAAUCUACCUUAGUUAUGAACUAAUGCCAAUGUUGGAUCAUACUAUGGUCACAUAUAGUGCUCCAUCUGAUGAACAACUCUUGAAACAAGUUAAAGGGUAUCGAAAUGCUGAAACAAGUAGCGAGACAGACAGUGAUAGUGAAAGUGGUUUUUAUGAUUCUGGGUAUGACCUAGAUGAUGUUGAAGAUGAUAAACUUUUUGAACAAAGUGUCCAUUCCAAUUUUGAGGAAGAUGGUAGAGAGGCUAAUAUAGGUUUUAAUAGUAGGGAAAUCACUGUUGAAGACACUCUAAAUGCUGAUAUUAGAGAUGAUGAAGAAUUUGAUGAAGUAAAUUUAUCUGAUGAUUUAUAUAGUAUGCAUGAAGAUGAUAACGGGGAAGAAGUUGAGAAACCUGAAAAGGUAUGACCUGAAUUUAAUUCCAUCAGUGAUAUUGAUGAUCCAAUUUUUUGUGUUGGCAUGUUGUUUUCUUCCAAGCAAGUUCUCAAAAGUGCUAUAAAAAAUGUUGCUAUUAAGGAUAGGGUGCAGAUUAAGUUCCAAAAAAAUGAUAAGGUUAGACUUAGGGUUGUAUGUAAGCCUGGAUGUGAGUGGAUGCUCUAUGGCAGUAAGUUCAAAGUUCAAGAAAAUGAUACAACUUUUCAAAUUAAGACAUUUAUUUCUACACACAGUUGUUGUAAGGAAUAUGGUAAUAGAAACAUGGAUUAUAAGUGGUUGGCAGAUAAAUAUUUACAUUGUUUCUUAGCUGAUCCCACAUUAUCAAUUCCAUCAUUUGCUCACUUGGUAUACAAAGAUUUUGUUAUCAAUGUCCCUCCAAUGAAGCUUUGGAGAGCUAAGAACUUCGCACUUCAGAAGCUACAAGGUACUUAUGAUAAUCAAUACUCAAGCAUCGGUAAGUAUGCUGUUGAGUUAAAAAGGGUUGAUCCGAGGAAUAAUGUUUUAUGUAAGCUGGAUUUGAGGAUUUUUCAGAGAUUAUUUGUUGCAUUAGGACCUUGUUUAGAAGGAAUGAAAUUAUGUAGGCCCUUAAUUGGUUUGGAUGGAACUUUCCUAAAAGGUAAGUAUGGGGGGCAAUUACUAGCAGCAGUGGGUUUGGAUGCAAACAAUUGCAUAUUUCCUAUAGCGUUUUCUGUUGUAGAAAUCGAGAAUACAGAAACUUGGACGUGGUUUAUCAAUCUGAUCAAAGAGCAUCUUCAGAUGGAGAAUCCCUAUAACUGGACAUGGAUGUCUGAUAGGCAAAAGGUAUAAUGUAAUUUUAUAUUUUAUUCAAGCUUUAAGUUAAUUCUAUAUUUUAGCAUGAUAUCUGUUUUUCUGCAACAGGGACUAAUUACAUCAUUGAUGGAGCUUUUUAAUGAGUCCAAGCAUAUGCAUUGUGUGAGGCAUAUGCACAAUAACAUGAAGACGGCUGGUCAUAGCAGUAAGGGAUUGAAAGAUCUUGUAUGGUCUGCUGCAAAGGCAAGCAAUAUGGCUGAGUUCAGUAAAGUGAUGAAAGAGAUUUAUGAAAAGUACCCUACGGCUCAUGAUUGGUUGCGGGAGAAGCCACCCCAGCAAUGGUCAAGAUCACACUUCAGUACCAAUUCAAAGUGUGACAUUCUGCUCAAUAAUAUAUGUGAAAGUUUCAACCGCUACAUUUUGGAUUUGCGUGACAAGCCUAUUCUUACUAUGGUAGAAAGUAUACGCUCCAGAUUAAUGAGACGGUUCUUUGUUAAACGGACACUUGCACAUAAAUAUAAGGGACCCCUUUGUCCAAGGAUACAAAAAAGAUUGGACAUGAACAAAGAGUUAUCUAGCAAGUAGUGGCCCGAGCCUUCUUCAUGCAAGCAGUUCCAAGUUAGAAGCAUUGGAAACCAGUAUAUAGUUGAUUUGCAAUAUCACACAUGUAGCUGCAGAAAUUGGGAUCUCUCUGGAAUACCGUGCCCUCAUGCCAUUGCGUGUAUCUUUUACAACAAAGAUAAAGCUGAGCGGUAUGUCAAUGCAUGCUAUCAGGUGGAGACACAAAAAAAGAUAUAUGAACAAGUUAUCAUGCCUAUUAAUGGUGAGUUACAGUGGCCAGAUUCAAAUUUUAAGCCAAGACCGCCUCAGAUUCAAAAGAAACAACCUGGUAGACCCAAGACUAAAAGAAAGAAAGAAGCGGAUGAAGUAAGUACAAACACUGCAGCAACUAAGUUGAGGAAAAAGGGUGUCGCGAUGACAUGUCGUAAAUGUGGUGAAAAAGGUCAUAAUAUUAGGACAUGCAAGAAAGAAUAAUUGUAGUUAUCUAAGUAAUUUUUUGAUGUAUCAUGUGCUACUUUGAAGUUUUUCUGGUGGAAUGUGCUAAUUUGCAGCAACUAAGUUGGCCAAAAAAUGUCUUUCUUUUGCCAAUCAAGUUUGUGUCUGGUGGAAUAUUUGUAUUGUACACGGUACCCUGCAGGCUGCAACUUUGCAACUUUGAAGUUUUGUCAUUUUUUAUGGUUAAGAUGUGUCUUAAUUGAGAUGCAAAUAUUGAGAUGGUCUUAAUUGUGAUAGUGCUUUCCUGAGC